Molecule: messenger RNA, 2905 nt
Organism: Eleginops maclovinus (Patagonian blennie)
Lineage: Eukaryota; Metazoa; Chordata; Actinopteri; Perciformes; Eleginopidae
Gene: cdk2
Product: cyclin dependent kinase 2
Exons: 7
Coding region: 1175-2071 (298 amino acids)
Biological process (GO): signal transduction; regulation of gene expression; G1/S transition of mitotic cell cycle
Cellular component (GO): cytoplasm; cyclin-dependent protein kinase holoenzyme complex; nucleus
Molecular function (GO): cyclin-dependent protein serine/threonine kinase activity; ATP binding; cyclin binding
Source: RefSeq, a predicted model, not a curated record
AACAUUAUGGCAAAUCUAGUAUGCCAUCCGGGAACUUCUCGCAUACUCAAACUCGCAUACUACGCAGAGUUAGUAUGAGUAGGCAAGUAUGCGGUUUCGAACACAGCCUUGGUCUUUUGGGGACUUGAACUGGUGACUUUGCCACCACCACCACUUACACUUCAAGUACAUUUCCUUCAUUUCAUUUCUUAAUUUCCUUACCUGUUUAUUGCAUUAAUUUUAUGCACAAAACACUUGUGCAUAGAAGUAUCCAAAUAUGUGAAAAACUGAUGUAUGAAGCUGAAUAAUAACGCCUAUUCAUGUGUUGUAUACUGUGUUGGUAUUUAAUGUCCUUGUGUUGUGUGGCACCAAUUCAAAAACAUUGUUUAAUUGACAAAAAUAUUUUUCUAUAAACCAAAGAGCUGUGAGUGUUUUUAUGCAAUUUUCCUAUUUUUUGUAACAUACUUUAAAUAUACUUUGUACUUGUUGUAUGGUACAAAAAGUUUGAAAAGGUUAUUUUGUUAUAACGACAAAAUAAGAGAAAAUACCACUUCCGUCCGCGACGUUGACGACUUAAAAACGUCAUCGUUGUGUCAAGAUGAGGUUUGUUUUCUGGACGAUUGAUUCCUGUUCCGGUACAACACGAUCCCCUCUACCGAAGUGAACCGAAUGACAAUAAAACCAAUUAAACUCAACUGACGUCUUUCUAUAAAGAAACAUUUUAGAAACGUGUCUUUAACCAGCGUCCUUCACGUCGAUUCACAAGGAAGGCUCUUUUUUGAGCAGUUAACUGGAAACCCUUUCUAACACCGCCCGGCUAAAUUAGUGUUGAACACAAAAACUAACGCUCCCGAUGUAACGCGGGAAACACUACUGUGUUGUUUCUACAGAGAGGAAGAGCCGCCACGCUAAUUCACAUAUUUAGGGAUAUUAUCAUCACCAGGGACAACAACUGACGUGAUCCCACGGACUUUAGCUCUGAUUUGAGGAAGUUAAUGAUAGAGAGAACCGCCGACUGUGUCUUGUUUCCGGACCGUUUGAACCCGGAGCAGCCGUUAAUUAUAUGUCGGUCCGCGCGCUGCCCAUUAACGUCUUUCUGUGUAGCCACCGAGCAGUUGUUAGCUCCGACACAAAGAGGGAGUCCUGCUAACGAGCUAAACAACACACGAACAUCCUCCACUCUUGACCUGUAAACAUGGAUACGUUUCAGAAGGUGGAGAAGAUAGGCGAAGGGACGUAUGGGGUGGUUUACAAAGCCAAGAACAAAGUCACAGGAGAAACUGUUGCUCUGAAGAAAAUCCGCCUCGACACGGAAACAGAGGGUGUACCAAGCACUGCCAUCCGAGAGAUUUCACUCCUCAAAGAACUCAGUCACCCCAAUAUUGUCAAGUUGCGAGAUGUCAUCCACACCGAGAACAAGCUCUACCUUGUGUUUGAGUUCCUUCAUCAGGAUCUAAAGAAGUUCAUGGACUCCUUCACAGUCGCUGGUAUCCCACUGCCUCUGGUUAAGAGUUAUCUUUUCCAGCUGCUGCAAGGCCUGGCCUUCUGCCACUCUCACAGGGUUCUUCAUCGAGACCUUAAGCCCCAGAAUCUCCUCAUCAACGCCCAGGGGGAGAUCAAGCUUGCUGACUUUGGUCUGGCAAGAGCCUUUGGGGUGCCUGUCCGCACAUACACACACGAGGUGGUAACACUUUGGUACAGAGCACCAGAAAUUCUUCUGGGCUGUAAAUACUACUCCACAGCUGUCGACAUCUGGAGUCUGGGCUGCAUCUUUGCUGAAAUGCUCACCAAGAAGGCCUUGUUACCCGGAGACUCAGAGAUCGAUCAGAUAUUCAGAAUCUUCCGCACUUUGGGCACGCCUGAUGAGACUGUCUGGCCUGGAGUCACAUUGAUGCCUGACUACAAACCCUCUUUCCCUAAGUGGGCCCGGCAGGAUUUAGCCAAAGUGGUGCCGAUUCUUGAUGAAGAUGGAAGAGAACUGCUCGGAGAAAUGCUGAGUUACGAUCCAAACAAAAGGAUAUCUGCCAAAAACGCCCUUGUACAUCGAUACUUCCGCGACGUCACCAUGCCAAUUCCUCAUCUGAGACUCUGAGCAGAGCAGGGUGUGAGUCUGUUUUAAUGCCAACAAUGUCUGAGCAAUAAGGACCUCCUCUCCUCAUUUCCACCAGUGGAAGACAUAAAGUGGACACUACGGGACACGUUGGAUCCUUUCAUGGACGUCACACUUAAAACCAGCUUUCUAAGACGGUUGACCUCCCGAGAGUUUCGCUGUGUUUUCAGCCACAAUGUUCUAAUAGUUACAAACAUUUAACUGUAAUUUUCAAUUUCAAUAUUCUGCAUAUUUUUGUGCAACUGCCAUUUCUGAUGUUAGUGUUAUUUGUGAUUGGGAAAGUCCCCUGAUUGAUUCUCGAAAACUGCCAUUGCAUUUCCCUAUUUUAGGAUGUCAAUUCAUAUAAUCUAUUAGUUAGAGUAAUUAAGUUUGGGAUGGUGCAAGAUACAAACGUCAAGCUCUUUGAGACUGAGCAGCAGCAGCAGCUGAAUGACAGAUGUGAGUGACCGUUGCAUCGUCAGCUAAUCUAAAACCGUUGGUGCUGAAAAACUACAAACGUACUCUUUAAGGUUGAUUUUCGUGCAGCUAAAUUCUUUAAAGUUGGUUCUGAAGUAUCUUGAAGUGAUUUUCUAACAGCACCUUUAGUUGUUUAUCACACACACAUGUUUGUUGGUCGUUCAGGUUUGCUUGCAGGAUUACAAAACUGAAGUUCUCAGCGUUGUACAUAGUUGUCCCUGUUGUCAUUCAGAUUUAACAGAAUUGAAUGUGCUGUUGCCUCUUUCUUACUCUAGAUUUUAUUCAAAUGUAAUGCAUUGUUUUUUAUGGAUAUUGUUUAUUUACAGUUUUAAAAAAAUAAACUUGUUUAAACAGCUGUUA